CCAGCUGGUACCACCCUCUAAAUCAGUGUUUUUUUCCCUCUCAUCAUUCACUGGUAAUAACUCUGUAUCUUUAUAUAGCUUCACCACCUUUCUAUUCUCCAGUACAAAUUUUUAGUUUUGGCAUUUUGAUUUCAUUUCUCUCUGAAUUCCUCUUGGUAAGGAAUUUGGAGAGUUGGUAAAAUAUUUGCUACAUAGACUUUCUGAAAGCCAUGGAGCUAUCUAUGAUUUUCAUGUUUAGUAGCACACUACUGUUCUUGUUCACUUCAACAGCAUAUGUUCAAGCUGCUAGUCCUCCCGCAGCAAUCCUGCCACCCACUCCAGCACCAGCACCAGCACCAAUACCUCCUUAUGUAAAUCUCACUGAUUUACUUUCUGUUGCUGGCCCAUUCCACACUUUCCUUAGUUACCUUGUGUCCACCAAAGCCAUUGACACCUUCCAAAACCAAGCCAACAAUACAGAUGAAGGCAUUACCAUCUUUGUACCAAAAGACGGCGCUUUUUCAUCUCUUAAGAAGCCUUCUUUAACAAACCUCAGUCAAGAUCAGCUCAAGCAACUCGUCCUUUUCCAUGCCUUGCCCCAUUAUUACUCUCUUGCUGAAUUCAAGAACCUUAGCCAAUUAAGCCCUGUUAGCACAUUUGCUGGUGCGGGUGAAUAUGCUUUGAACUUUACUGAUGUAUCUGGGACUGUACACCUUGAUUCAGGAUGGACUAAAACUAAAGUUAGCAGCAGUGUACAUUCAACUGAUCCUGUUGCAAUUUAUCAAGUUGAUAAGGUUCUUCUACCUGAGGCAAUUUUUGGUACUGAUAUACCUCCGACUCCUGCCCCAGCACCAGCUCCCGAAAUUAGCCCAGUAGCCGAUUCUCCAUCAUCUGAAGUGACUGCAGAUAAAGGGCAUGCUCCUGGAGUUGCCCCGCCAAACUCUUCAUAUAGAAUCAGUAACAUGGGUAUUUGGAGUCAAUUGGUUCUUGCAGUUUCAGGUGUGCUGGUCUUAUUCUUGUAAGGGAAAAUUCAUGGAUAUGAGCCUCUAAUUUAUGUUGAGAGGGUACCUCCGGAUUUCGUUUUAUCUGCUUUGAUUUUCAAACCAUUUUUUGAUUAUAUAUGUUACUGAAAUUUAUGUAAGUGAAUGAAUGUUACCCUUAUGAUCUCUGUUUCUACGCAAACCACCUUUUUUGCUUGAUCCAUUGCUUGUAUUUGGUAAUGGCUAUACUUUUAUGGAGUUGAUAUUCUUAAGCAUUA
Ricinus communis (castor bean) is the source of this 1237-nucleotide messenger RNA. RefSeq names its product fasciclin-like arabinogalactan protein 7. The coding region runs from base 210 to 1001 and encodes 263 amino acids. The record is from RefSeq and is a predicted model, not a curated record. Lineage: Eukaryota; Viridiplantae; Streptophyta; Magnoliopsida; Malpighiales; Euphorbiaceae. The transcript is spliced from 2 exons.